Messenger RNA from Mesorhabditis spiculigera, 597 nucleotides. NCBI's taxonomy places the organism in Eukaryota, Metazoa, Nematoda, Chromadorea, Rhabditida, Rhabditidae. The record is from the annotation of a GenBank genome assembly.
AUGGGUACCACCACUGAGCAAGCCGCCGAAAUCAAGGAAAAGAAGCUGAAAAAUGCGAUGCGGGAGCUCAAGAUCCAGAAGCUUUGCCUAAACAUCUGCGUCGGAGAAUCCGGAGAUCGUCUCACCCGAGCGGCCAAGGUGUUGGAACAACUGACCGGACAGACGCCCGUCUUCUCAAAGGCCCGAUACACCGUCAGGACCUUCGGCAUCCGCAGAAACGAAAAGAUCUCCGUCCACUGCACCGUGCGUGGACCCAAGGCCGAGGAAAUCUUGGAAAAGGGGCUCAAGGUGAAAGAAUUCGAGCUGUACCGCGAAAACUUCUCCCAAUCCGGCAACUUCGGCUUCGGCGUUCAAGAGCACAUCGAUCUGGGAAUCAAGUACGACCCGUCCAUCGGCAUCUACGGCAUGGACUUCUACGUCGUCCUCGAUCGUGCCGGCCGUCGUGUUGCGAAGAGGAGGCGUGCCCCAGGCCGCGUCGGCCCUUCUCACCGAGUGGACCGCGAGGAAUCGGUCAAAUGGUUCCAAUCCAAGUAUGACGGCAUCAUCCUUCCGCCCAAGCCUAAGGAGAAGAAGCGUGGAUAUCAAGGAAAACGGCGU